Elaeis guineensis (African oil palm) is the source of this 1279-nucleotide messenger RNA. Its product is annotated as splicing factor U2af small subunit B. Gene Ontology annotation, molecular function: metal ion binding; RNA binding. Gene Ontology annotation, cellular component: U2AF complex. Gene Ontology annotation, biological process: mRNA splicing, via spliceosome. NCBI's taxonomy places the organism in Eukaryota, Viridiplantae, Streptophyta, Magnoliopsida, Arecales, Arecaceae. The record is from RefSeq and is a predicted model, not a curated record.
UACUUUCUCUCGAUCUCGAUCUCGAUCUCGACCUCGCUCGCUUGCGCUUGCUCUCUCUCUCUCGCCCCAUUUCCGGAACGGCGGCGAUACCAUCCGAUUCGAUUCGUUGAUCCAGCUUCUCCUUCGACGCUCGACAAGGGUUUCUGGAGACUUUAGCGUUAUAUCUGUUGUGUGGGAUUGAUGGCGGAACACUUGGCUUCGAUAUUUGGUACUGAGAAGGAUAGGGUCAACUGCCCGUUCUACUUCAAGAUUGGGGCAUGCCGCCAUGGCGACAGGUGCUCUCGUCUCCACAACCGCCCCACAAUAUCCCCAACCCUUCUCCUGUCCAACAUGUAUCACCGCCCCGACAUGAUCACCCCAGGGGUCGAUGCCCAGGGCCAGCAAAUAGACCCCCGAAAGAUCCAGGAACACUUUGAGGACUUUUAUGAGGAUAUUUUUGAGGAGCUCAGCAAGUUUGGUGAGAUUGAGAGCCUAAAUGUCUGUGAUAACCUUGCUGAUCACAUGAUUGGGAAUGUCUACGUCCAGUUCAGGGAAGAAGACCAAGCUGCUGCAGCUGUUAAGGCCCUUCAAGGCCGGUUCUACUCAGGCCGCCCAAUAAUUGUGGACUUCUCCCCAGUGACAGACUUUCGGGAAGCCACUUGCCGGCAGUUUGAGGAGAACAGCUGCAACCGUGGAGGGUAUUGCAAUUUUAUGCAUGUGAAGCAGAUCAGUAGAGAGUUGAGGAGGAAGCUAUUUGGACAGUACCGGAGGUCUCGUAGGAGUAGGAGCCGUAGUCAAAGUCCUGGCCCAUACCAUCGGAGGGACAAUCGUGAUAGAGACCACCGUGACCGUGGGGAUUAUUAUGGGAGUGGACGGAGGAGUGGAGACAGGCAUGGGAAGUAUGAGAGCGAUGGGGGAAGGCGGCGACAUGGGAGCCCUAAGCGGAUGAGGAGCCCAGUGAGGGAAGGAAGUGAGGAACGGAGGGCUAGGAUCGAGCAGUGGAAUCGGGAAAGAGAGGAGAGGAAUGCAUGAUUCAGGUUGAAUUUCUUGCAGUAUCUUGUUUACCAUUUCUAUUUAUAGGUGACGUAGGCGAGGAGUUCUGUUUGGCCUUCUGCUUUAAUUGUGGAAACACUUUGUGGUCCAGAUGUUUUAAUUGCACUCGCUGAACCUCAAAAAUGGUCUCUCUGAUCUCGAUGUUUGAAUGAGAACCUGGAUCUUUUGUAGUUUAUUACAUUUAUAUUUGGUUUGCCAUGAUCUGCUGGACUAAUAUUCAUCUACAUGUACCAGGUGUAGUAUCUAA